Messenger RNA from Podospora pseudocomata, 2208 nucleotides. RefSeq lists its product as uncharacterized. The transcript has a single exon. Lineage: Eukaryota; Fungi; Ascomycota; Sordariomycetes; Sordariales; Podosporaceae. The record is from RefSeq and is a predicted model, not a curated record. The coding region runs from base 1 to 2208 and encodes 735 amino acids.
AUGGCCAGCUACAACGACCCCUACGACAUCCCCACGAGGGAGCGCACAACCCGGCGCUACUACCGGGAAGAGCGCCGUGAGGACCCUCGGGCUUAUGACACCCGCGACAGCUAUCUCAAUGUCCAGUCUUCGCGCGACCUGGUACCGCGGGCCCGCGAGGACAGCGAUCUCUCUGUAGAAGAGAUCCGUCGUGACUUCCCUCCUCCCGGCUACUCAACCCGUGAUUUGCGCCGCGCCCGCUCUGCCGAACCUGGACAGUACGACGACUAUGACGACCGCCGGUCUCACUACAGCCGCUAUGAUGACCGCAGCGCUUACGGUCAUGAGCAUGACCGCCGGUCUCUGAGGAGGACAGACAGCUACUACGAGGAACAGCACAAGAAGAAGGUCCGCAUGCUGUCGAAGCAGGAGCAAAUCAUUGCUGCUAUCAGCGGAGCUGCCAUCGCUAUCGGUGGUAAGGAGCUGUAUGACCGCCGCGAGGCCAACCAGGCCGGCACUCCCGAAGUGCAGCGCAACAUUCUGGCUUCUGUCGCCCUCGGAGCUGCAGGCGCUCUUGCGGGAUACCAGGGGACUGAGUUCUACAACAAGAAGAAGGAGAAGGAAGAGAAAAAGAUCUUGGCUCACCGAGGUUAUUAUUCGGACGAUGACGGAGAAAGCGCAAAAGAGAAGAAGGGCCACAAGAACUUCCUCGAGAGCGCUCUCGCUGCUGCGGGCUUGGGUGGUGCCGUCAAGGCUCUGACCGGCAAGGACAAGGACAAGGACGACAAGUCUGACACCAGGAGCCGUCGUGAUACCAGCCGUUCAAGAUCGAGAUCGAGGUCUAGGUCCCGGUCUACCUCUCGCUCUCGGGGUGAGAAGGGCAAGGGUGAAGGCGCCAACAAGAUCCAAAAGGCAGCUAUGGCCUCGCUCAUUGCCGGUGCCACCGAAGCUUUCCGCAUUUCCAAGCAGCCCGGUUCAUGGAAGGGCGAGAAGGCUAAGCGCGUCUUUACUGCUGCCGCCGGUGCUGCCACACUCGACGCUGCUCAGGAUACUGAGAAGGCCGGCAGCAAGCUCGGCUUGGCUGAGGCCGUCAUGGGUGGUCUGCUCGGCAACCGCGUCAUCAACGGUUCCAAAAAGAACAUCGAGAUGGAUGAGAAGACAGGCCGAUCGCGAUCGAGAUCUCGCCGGCGUUCCAAGAGUGGCGACAGCCAGAGUGGAGGUGGUGUGAGCGGUCUGGCCGCUCUUGCCACAGCUGGCUUGGGCGCCUUUGCCGGCAAGAAGAUCAUGGACAGCCAUGAGCGGUCCAAAUCUCGUGGCCGGAGCGCCGAUUCAUACGACAGCCGUGAUGGCGAUCGUCGCCGCAGCAGGAGCCGCAGCGUUGUCGACUCGGCCCGCCGAAAGAUGGCCAAGAUCGGCCUCGGUAAUGGUCCCGAUGACGACGACAGGGAUCGUCGCAGAGACCGUAGCCGCGACCGUGACUACAGCCGCAGCCGGAGCCAUGACCGUGGACACCGGGACGACCAUGACGACCGCUCUUCGCGCCGCCACAGAGAUGACGACAGAGACUACGACAAACGGCGCCGCGAUUCAGACUAUGACGACACCCGUUCCCACCGCAGCGGUGGAGGACGUGAUCGUUCACGCCGCCGGGGACACUCGCUAUCAGAUGACGAUUUAGGGGAUUCAGAUGAUGACAAGAGACGUGGAAGCAAGAUGAGAGGUAAGCAAAUUCUCACCACCGGCCUGGCUGCCGUGGCGACCAUCCACGCAGCCCACAGUGUCUAUUCGAGCAUGGAGAAGCGAAAUCUACGACACAAGGCGGUCAAAGACGGAAGACUGAGUGAAGAGCAAGCCAAGAAGAUGAAGAAGAAGGCCCUGCUGCAAGAUGCGGCGGCGGUGGGCAUUGCUGCUCUCGGUGUCAAGGGUGCCCUUCACGAGAUCAAGGAAGCCCGCGAGCUGAAGCACGAGCUGCACGAGUGGAAGGAGGAGAGGGCAGAGAGACGCAAACGACGGCUUGAGAGGCAGCUGGAGAUGGUUCACGGAGAUGUCAACAGUGGUAGCGGUGGCAGCGAUAGGGGUGGCGGUGACAGGCAGGUGGGAAGGCACAGGGCAGAUAACUGGUCUUCCCCGAACCCUCCACGGACAGAGCGGUACUAUGGCGAAGGACCUCGGUAUUCUGAUGGAAACCCAUACGCCGCCCUGCCUCCACCUCCAUACGACAGGAGGUGA